UGGGUGUUUAAAUAUUGUCAACAUUUCAGGUUUGUCAUUAAAAUGAAAAUGCUUGACGUGUUAGAUUUAAAGUUUCAUGUUAAAGAAAGCCUUUAAAAUGUUGAAUAUACGUAGUACUUAAAAUAAAGAACAUACAUAUCAUAGCUAUGAGUGAUAAUGUUAAACAAAAUACGGCGGGAGUAGAACGACGUAGGAAGAACACGUACAGACCGGCGUCCGAGAGAGUACGGCUCCCUCCCAUAAAGGAACAACAGUGUGACUUUCAGCGAAACAAUGGCGUGCAUGAUCCACAGAAGUCGAAGCAGAGGCCGCGCUCCGAGGAACCGAGGCCGACUGCUGCUAAGCCGAUGUCGCUUGUGGAAGCCCUGCCCGCAAUAAUGGCGCGGUUCAAGGCUGAGAUCGGCACAAAGUCGUUCAUCCGGAAAACGCGCGCGGCCGUCAACGAACGGAGACGGUUAGAGCGUCUUCAGGCAAUAGCACUUGAGCAACGCCGCUGGAUUAAAGGCUCAGAAAUGGCGGCGUUCUUCCAUGUGUGGCAGACGUCAGUUGACCACGUGAAAGACCAGCACGUUCGGCCGGGCACCGUACAGACAAGGCGCGUUGUGGGUGCCGUGCCCAAAAGCUUCAAGGCACUGGAACAGGCGGCAGAGCGGCACCGGAAGGAUAUGGAGCACUCAGAUUUUGGUAUCAUUAGGGAUUGCUGCUCCAAACCAAGAUACAUUCUGCCGCCACUGAUGAACGAUUAGCAGGACAUAAGGGUAUCUGCCUUCGAUUGACACUGAAGUGUUCCAAAUAGUACAUUGGUCAAGAACUAUAUUUGGCCAUUGUUGUUCCAUCAUUGCGAAAUAUUAAUCUGCCAGGACCUUAGUCAGGGAAAGUAACUGACAUUUUGACCUCAUUGUAUGAUUGUAGAUUUUUGUAGAUUUUCUUCUGCCUGUAUUCAAGGGACUCGUCCACAUUUUAUAGUCACACAUCGAAAAAAAAGCAGACCUAGUAUUCUCAAUUAUUUAAAAAUGUGAAAUGAAAUGAUCAUUCAGCCCGAAAGCUUUGAUAUCGCUUUUGAAUAAUUUAAGCCUUGGAAUCGCAAAACUGUUCAAACGAGUAUUAACCGGUUCUUUUUGGUCUAAGUUGGUUUAGUGCACGGUUACCAAAAGCAAGGAAUGACAACAUGUUUUCAUACUAAGGAUGAACCGGAAUUCUAAAAUAUUGAAUGUUUAUGUUUUCUAUCGCAAAAUUUCCUGAAAAAAAUACGUUACGAAUGUAACUGAACGAAUUCAAAUUCACCUGUUUUACAGAUGUACGGUCAAGGACGUAACUUCCUUUAUCGCCUUGACAUACAUUUUACCGCAAUAAAACGUCAUCGACCAAUCACAA
Mya arenaria is the source of this 1374-nucleotide messenger RNA. RefSeq lists its product as uncharacterized. The record is from RefSeq and is a predicted model, not a curated record. The transcript has 2 exons. NCBI's taxonomy places the organism in Eukaryota, Metazoa, Mollusca, Bivalvia, Myida, Myidae. The coding region runs from base 147 to 746 and encodes 199 amino acids.